This is a messenger RNA of Maniola jurtina (meadow brown), 5011 nucleotides long. RefSeq names its product protein yippee-like (gene Ypel). The record is from RefSeq and is a predicted model, not a curated record. The transcript is spliced from 6 exons. NCBI's taxonomy places the organism in Eukaryota, Metazoa, Arthropoda, Insecta, Lepidoptera, Nymphalidae. Bases 509 to 916 code for a protein of 135 amino acids.
GGUCGACAGCUUGCCGAUACCGUUCGGCCGAGUUUUGGCAGCCGAGCUGAGACGAAAGGUGUCUGUUUUUGACGCAGCAGCGCAAACAAAGUGCGCAGGCAGUGCAACGAUUAUCACGUUCGCAGGCCACCGAGAAGUGAUGUAAAUAAUAUAAUAAAACCUUCGUAACAUUGUAAACAAAGACUAUUUAGUACUUACAAAUGCCUAUUUACCAGAAUACUAACGUGUCGUGAAAGGUGAACGGCAAAAAUUACAUCCAGUGCAAUCUACGACACAAGUGACUCGAUACGAAAAACAACGUAAAACAAUAAUGUAAAAUGUAUCCGUGAUUUGUAGACUGUAACUAAACUGUUGUUUUGUAAAGAGACUAUAGUUUUUCGGAGUAAAGUAAACAAUAGGAGCCCCGUGUAUUGGAUGAACAGAAAGCAGAGGGUGGCGGGCGGCAGGAGAGAGCGCGCGGCGCGACGCGAGGCCGCGCGCGGCAGGUGACCGUCGGUCCGCGCGGCUCAUGUGGGCGGCGGGCGCGUGCUGCUCGCGCCAGGCAGGCGAGGGCGCGGCGGUCGCGCGCACGCCCGUCAAGACGUUCCAGGCGUACCUGCCGCCGGCGCACCGCACCUACAGCUGCAUCCACUGCCGCGCGCACCUGGCCAGCCAUGACGAGCUUAUAUCCAAGUCGUUCCAAGGCAGCCAGGGGCGCGCGUAUCUCUUCAAUUCAGUUGUAAACGUGGGUUGCGGUCCGGCGGAGGAGCGCGUGCUGCUGACGGGGCUGCACGCCGUGGCGGACAUUUACUGCGAGUGUUGCAAGACCAUGUUGGGGUGGAAAUAUGAGUACGCAUUCGAGUCGAGUCAGAAAUACAAAGAGGGCAAGUUCAUAAUCGAGCUCGCUCACAUGGUGAAAGAGAACGGGUGGGACUGAGCGCCGUGCGCUGUGCUCGGACUAUAGUGCUGUGACAUGCCCGGCCCAGGCCUCGCGUCAAUUAGCCCGCGCGGCAUGUGAGCCGACCGCGGGCAUGAGGGCGCCACGCCGCCGCGAGCCCUCGUGAUGACGUCACGGGCGAGGACCACUCGCCGCCUGAUGUAGCACGCGAUAUUACCCCUAUUCAAAUGCUCACAGGCUAGGUUUGCGCCUGCUAACUUCACUCACAAAGCUUCGUUGUUACUUGAGUGAAGUUAGCGGGAGUAGUGGCGUGCACGUGAUUCGGAGCUUGGAUACGCAAAGUUAGGUUAAUUAAUUAUAUUUACUGACUGGCAUGAUGAAAAAUGAGCAUUGAACUCAACUAUCCAGAACAAUGAAAGGGUCAAUAAAGUUGUGAUAAAGUGAUUUUCACUUUUUUAUUUUACAAUAAAUUAAUAAACCAUUUUGUUUAAUUUAAAUCAACUUUAAUUCAAAUCGCUGUAAACAUUUGACUGAUUUGAAAAGUUAUGGUGGCCCUUAUUUUGUUUUGAGUAGUAUAUUUCAACUUGGGUAAGCAGUGCUUUUUUGGCUCUAUCACCUGCACGCCACUGAUUAUGGAAAAUCUUAUGUCAAGCCGUGCCUGUUAGCACUUGAAUAGGGUAAUAAUAUGAGUCGCACGAAUCGGCCGACUUCGAAAAAGAGAUUAUUUUUGUCAUAAAAAAAUGUUAUGGGGAUAUCGACGGCGACCGAUUCGGGCGCUUAGUAUGUUGAUGUGUGGGGUUGGAUACGAAGGAGUAAAGACUAUUGUUUGCGGAAUUGACCGAUUGUCAUUAGGCUUCAGCGCUUGAGCACCGCCAGUGGUUACAUAUACAUAAGUAAUCGAUCUCAGCCGCCCAGCGUUGGGCAGUGGGCUUACAAUUUAUACUAAUUUUAGUUUGUAUUUCAAAACGAUUUUAGUUCCGUCGCUAAUGCGCGGGCCCUUAACACCUUGUCCACAAGGAGCGAAUACGCCGCGAAUCGUUUCGCGCGAAUUUAUACGCGUAAUGGCAAGAUACUGGACGCCAAUACAUCGGGUCCACAAGCAUCGCGCGAAUUUAACAUACGCGCGUAUGCUGCGUUUAGUACGCUAUUCUCGAGUUGUUCGCGCGAGGCAAGAUUUACGCGCGAAACGAUUCGCGGCGAAUUCGCCCGUUUGGAGAAGGUCUAAGUUGUAUUAGGUUAUUUUACACAUAAUCGCUGUAUUGAGAGAACACUAAUUCUUUCUCUUGUCCCCUUAACCUGUGAUAAGUAUGUUAGUGUAGUUUUGAAUUUCUUGAACGAUUUUUUCUCAAAGAGUUGCUCAGAGAUGACAGAUGUAUGUUCCUAAUGAUUUCAGCUGUACAAGAUUGCUUUUAUUUUGUUCUUCGAGGAAACUAGUCGAAACAGAAUGUUCGCGGUUAAAACCCGUAUUUGAUUUGCGCCAGAUUAUUAUGAUUUAUAAUUUUUAGUUAGGACAUAUUGUAUUGAUUUGAAAAAUUUCUGUGUAUAGUUCUUGCAUUUCAAGAGUGCGCGUGGCUUACGCUUUUGUUUAAGUCGUAUCGAUAUAAGUAAUGUAAAUGUGUGUGUUUGCGAGCACUUGCUCGCGAUUGGUCGGACAGCUACGCACACUUACGCAAUGUCCAUGUAAACGACGUAACCACAAGUAAAGCUCACUCACACACACUUAUGAAUUGCAAGAACUAUAGAAGAAUAUGAUUUCUUUUGGAGGAAUACUUAUGGAGCUUAAAGUUAAUUAAUUGAUCUUUUUGUUUAGUUUUUGAUUUAACCAUCUGUAUUUAUGAUUUUCUUUUGGAAGAAUACUUAUGGAGUUUAAAGUUAAUUUGAUGUUUUUGUUUACGUGAUAGUCGGUAUAAUAUGGAGAGGUCGAUGCGAGAUCAAUUUUUAUAUAGACGAAGGAUUAGGAGCGACGAGUUUUAUUAUUCAUUUAUUGUUUCCAUUAUAAUGUAAUAAUAUUUAAUUAGUAGAGACAUUUAACCCCGUAUAUUUUAUCUUAAUAUGCAUAUGGUACUUCAUUUAAUUAAUAAUAAUGAUGUUAUCUGUGUAAGAAAAUGCAUGAGCUUCGAUUAUUAUCAAUGACUGUGUAUCGAUAACGAUAUGUCGACGUUGGAGAUUCCUACAUCCCUAUAAUUACGAAACUUGCGAAGGCGAUUACAAAAUAUAAUUGUAUUUGAUUUGUAGGGUACUUUAUAGGUACCUACGGAUUGUUGUGUCGCUAUUGCAAGUCGAAUUACAUUACAAGUUUAGCGUGGCCACACUAUCCGAUAUGAGCUCGAAAAAAUAUGAAAUACUUCUUGAAACUAUCUAGUCGGACAUACUCCGACAAACAAGUGAGUGAAGCCGUCAUGUAUGACGGCUUCGCUCACUUGUUGAACCCGACAGGAAAUAGACAUCGACCUUUAGAAAGAGAUAGCGGUUACGUAGAGCGUUGUCUCUGUCGUUGAGAUUGACAACAAAACGUCACAUAGGUAUGAGUGACAGAGACAAAGCUCUACUAAGCCGAAAUCUCACUCUAAAGGUCGAUGCACAAUAUUUCUUUCUGGCUACUGUACAUAUAUCUAUGUAUUUAUGAUAAAUAUUAAUCUUAACCGCUAAAGUUUUGACAAGUGUCAUUUUUAUUUAUCGAUAUAAAAAUGAUAAAGAUGACUAGUAUAGUAAAAAAUGGACAAAACUAUUGACGGCGACAUUGUGGCCAGUUUAUCGAUAAUUUUUAACAUUUAAAAACUAUCGAUAAUUCAUCUAUUCAGCCGCCAAAACUAGUACACUUCAUGUACUUAAGAGGCCCUUUUGAGCAGAUCGGAUAGUGUGAUAACACUAAAACGUUUUAAAUAUAAUGACGUCCGAUAAAAAUAGAAAUUAAAUUUACAUACAUUUCAACCCGACUGCGCGUUGAAGGGGCUUACAGAAAGGUGUAACUGACUGUAUUUAAUCGUAAUUAUAUUAUGGGAAAAUGUACUUUAAUAAGCAUCGAAUUUGGGAACAUAGGUGUUUAGCGGCUGUCAUAAUGACAGUGUGACAUAAUGUGACAUACGAGUAUGUAGGUAAAUGGAUGUGAAUGUGUAAUAUAAAGUGAAGGGAAUAUUUGCUUGUGCUGUAGUGCUGUCAUUAGUCAUUGUAACUGUACCCCAUCCACUGAAAGAAGUUAGAAUAGGGCUUUCUCUGUUACGUAAUCCCAUACAAAUGAUGGAAGCAAAAAUCUCAUCACGAACAAUCACAAAUGAACUGCUUUCUAAUUGAAUUUCGAAUGUUUUUUGGAAACAUGUAUGUGAUUGGUUGGCCUUUGAGAUUUUUGUUUCUAUCAUUUGUAUGGGAUUAUAUAACAGAGAGAGCGCUGUACUGACUCAUUUCUGCUAAUGGGGUACAUAACUUCACGAGGUGUCAUGAUCGUUAGUUGUAUCUGUCAUACAAUACAAUCCGUAAAGAAUUAUACAUAGUACACAGUAGCUCAAUGCAUUCAGUGAAAAUGUAUUCAGACCAUUCCACAAGGGAUGUUGCCAACUAAUCAAAUCAACAAAUUUUUAUCUAACGUCAAAUCGGAGCUUGAAAUUAAUAGUGAAAAGAGACAUCAUAAAGUUUGAUGUAAUUCUUAAACGGUUAAUUGAUGACGGCAUUCCGAACCAGUGGUAAACUAUUUUGACGAUUUAAAAGUACUUUUAAAAGUCUAUUUGAAUAAAAAUCUAUUCUAUUCUAAUCUAUACUUUAAAUCUAAGACAGGACAUGGAUUAAUUUUUUUUAAGACCCUAUUAAACAAUAAAAAAUAAUUUAUUUUUUACGUAGGCAACAUUCCUGGUGCGCUGGUUGCCAACUUUUGUCGGGUUUUGGAAAACCGGGUCCCUGAUUGAACCGCUUUCAAACCUGUGUGAAUUUGCGUUGUAAAUCGUGUUGGUAAAAAUAUCGUAUCAAAGUCUCGUCAGUGCUGCAGAUAGAAAAAAUAAAUUAGAAUUCGAAUCUUGUCAAAAGUUGGGGCAUUAUUGGUGUUAACGAAUAACACAGAUUUAUACCUAAACACAGAUCUCUGUCUUAUUUGUAGAAUACAAUAUAAAUAAAUUCACAAAUGGCAGCGUUAGUCGGGUUUAAAAG